Amoebophrya sp. A25 is the source of this 1491-nucleotide messenger RNA. The record is from the annotation of a GenBank genome assembly. Lineage: Eukaryota; Dinophyceae; Syndiniales; Amoebophryaceae.
GGAAUAGCUGCUUUAUCUGGGAAACGUCAUGGCCACAAUAUCGUCACGGUGGUCACACCUGGGACGGUGGUCAUGGGUGCAGUUGUUUUCGAAGUUGCUUUCGAAAGUGGCGCGGUUGCUUUCGAAGAUGUUUCUUUUCGUUGUCUUUUGCUCCAUUCUCUUCUUUAUGGAAGAUGACGGAUGUAGAUGCUUUAUCCAUCCUUAGUCCUCAUGGCACUGACUUCUCACUUCUACAUCUACAUCGGCCUGGAGGCACUGACUCUUCUUUAUGUUUUCUAUAAGGAUCCAUACUGACUCUUCUCUAUUUAGUAAGGACGGAUCCUACAUAAAGCACUGACCCUUCUUUAUGUAGGCCUGGUGGCCCUGACUCACUUCAAGGGAGAAAGUGCCAGGAUGGACUGCCUCUACUAGUACUACUAGAGUCUUGACUUCUCCUUAUUUAAGGAAUUAUAUUAGAUAUAGAGGAGGCGAGACUCCAGUAGAGACUCUAGUACUUCUGUUCUAGAGGGUUCUUUAUCAGAAAAAAAAUCGAAAAAAUUCUCCUUUCAUAUUCUUCACGUGGUUGCUGCUGAAUCAGCCAGAGAUGACCCAGAUCUGGCAGACCUGGUACGACAUCUCACGGAAGCAGAUUGAGUCCGAUACAAGAACGAGAGCACGGACAGAAGGAGAGGACGAGGAGCUCAGCUUAUGCGCCUCAUCCGUCUUUGUUGAAUAUUUUGUGUCGUGUAGUGGUUCCCUGUUCCUUGGAUGGUUCCGGUAUUUUUGGUAUAGCCUGAUUUUGAUCAGAAGGGAAAACUACAAGAAGAGAAUCCUUGUGAUCGAAUUCAGGUUACCAAAUGCCGGAAGCGUGCCGUUCCUUUUUGCGGUUGUGGCCCUUGAACGUUGAGCCUUUUUGUGGUUGUGGUCCUUCCAUGUCAACCUCUAAGUAGAAGCUUUUCGCUUUCGCGAUUUGCGAAGUGCCAGAUCCCGAGGGCUUUCCCGCCGCUCAUCUCGGUGAGCCAUUUUCGAAAAACGCAUCGCGACUUCGUGAAGAGAUACCACAGCGGAAAGGUAUGGAAGAAAGCGAACGGCACAGUUGCUGGCAAAAGAAGCUACCAGGGCGUCGGUGACUUUAAGGCUACCCCGACAACCCUUCAAGCAUCGGCAUCCGCCGGCAGCAUAAAAAUUCCUUUCUCAGCAUCAUUCUCUCGAGGAAGCUGCGAACGUGGUAGUUCUAAUUAGUGGCGGAACCCGUUGACAAAAGGAGCGAAGACGGACGAGUGGCAGCGGUUGUUCAACGGGCCUUUCACCAUGUGCGAAUGGAGUGACGCGGCGUAUUCCCAAAGACUCAUCGUGGAAAACAUGAUCAGACAACACGAACAAGAAGAGAAGACCGAGAUGAAAACCACUAAGAAGAUGAGUUUGGGCACUAGAGUAAUGUUAGAAAAAUCAACAAGAAGUAGUGACAUCAGUGAGAACCAGCAGAUGAAUCACGCUAGGAGUAGUAGUAGG